AUGAGGACGAUUCUUCUCUUGGCAAUUUCUCUAACAGCUUCAUGUCUGGCGGAUAGCAGUGUUCUUCGACCAUGUUUCGAACGAUAUUCCAACCAUCGACUCGUCAACUUACGACCAUAUCAUAGUGAAUGGAGGAUGAGGACGGAGGAUAUGUGUCUCGUGUUUUGUGCACAGUCGGCGUCCCGCUGCCGUUCGGUCGUCUACGACACCGUCCAACACAUCUGCCACUAUUUCUCGGAUGAAGGCGUCGAUCAGGCAAUCCUAUCAGCCAAAAUGACCUACCUUCGUGUCGUCUCUCAAUCUUGUUUGCAAGAAAACUCGGAAGCCGCCGCCGAUCCAAACAUGUCUCCACCAGAUGCUCCACCAGUACUCCUCCCAUCCUCUGCAUUCCCACAGAGUAAUGACAUUCAACAAGAACUUGCUAUUCCUCAACCACCAAUGGAGGAAGAAACGACUACACAAGAAGUCGUCACUUUCGAACCUGCCACGUCUCCUUCUACGACUCCAGAAGUUGUUGUCACAGAAGCUCCGGUUAACAAUGAUGAAGAUGUUCUUGUAGCUGCUUCUAUGCCAGAAGAGGUCACUGUUGCUCCAGAAUCCUUGAAUCCAGAUGACGUUAAGAUUGAUGAAUCCGAUUUGGAUGCUGAGUUGAAGUCUGUCAUGGAACCCUCUCAAUUCACGGGAUCAUUCAGUGACUCUGAGACUCAAAUCGAUAAUAAUGGAGUGUAUAGAGACAAGACGUCUAGUGAGAGAAGAUGGAUGGAUUCAAUGGAGAAAAUGGAUUCGAAACCAUCUGGAAAGAAGUCAAUCGAUGAGAAAUUGGAGGAUUUGAAGACAGAGGAUAAGGAGAAAUAUGAGAAAUUGAUGGGAUCAGAGGAGCCAUCCGAACAGGAGAAGGAGAUUCAAGAGUUGAAGAAUAACUUGAGAUCUGGAGCAAAAGUGAUCAAGUUCGAUGAGGAAGCAGCAUUCAGAAAGCAGUCGGAAUUGAGAAGAAAACCAGUGGGAGCUACUAGAAGACCUGCGUUGAAGAUGGUUACCAUCUCAUCGACAAGCUAUAUUCAGAAGGCAAAAUCGUUCUUGGAUGAUUUGAAUGAGGAGGAGGAGACGAAUGGAAAUGAGGUUAUUACUACAGAAUGCCAAUCCGACGAUACCGAUGUAUGGAUCGCGUUCGAGAACAGUGAGCAAGCAGAUGAAUCCGAGGAUACUGAUGUGGACUCGAAUGUUGCUUCGAGAAAGGAUUGCCAACGGAUAUGUAGAGAGAAGAACUGCCGCUCCUACACCUACUUCGAAAAGACGCAUACCUGCCACUUGAGCUCCAAAUCCGACGGAGUCUCCCUUCGAGCCCCAACAUCUGGAGACUUCACCGCCUCCACGUCAACCAAAUUCUGUUAUCCACGCACGUUCUCUGUCUUCGAUGGAUGCUCCAACUUUGUCGCUUUCCGUGACUACUCAGUUAGAAUCGAGGCAGUUGAGGAGUUUGAUGGUCUGCCACGUGGAUACGAGGGAAUGCAGUUAUGUGUGGAACUGUGUGUGCUGUCUACCAGAUACACGUGUAGAUCAGCCACGUUUAAUCCAAUCACUGGAAAAUGUAGACUAUUGACGGAGGAUUCCCUGUCGAGUCCCGAUGAUUUCAAGUAUGAUGAAUUCCAAAAGGAUUUGUAUUUCGAAAACGGAUGUACGAAUGCAGGAAAUGAUCAUAACGACUCUAAUGAUCGCAACGUGGAAGUAGUUGCAAUCAAGCCGAAGAAACUGAAAAAAAGAGUCCGAAAGGUGAAGAAGCUUCGACGUCGUCACUAG
This is a messenger RNA of Caenorhabditis remanei, 1797 nucleotides long. RefSeq lists its product as uncharacterized. The record is from RefSeq and is a predicted model, not a curated record. Lineage: Eukaryota; Metazoa; Nematoda; Chromadorea; Rhabditida; Rhabditidae. The transcript has 7 exons. The coding region runs from base 1 to 1797 and encodes 598 amino acids.